CCCAUCCCAUUUUCUACUUCCGCUUCCGGCGCUGAGGCUGUCCGGGUCGAAAAUGGCGGCGGCGGUGGCAUCUCUGUCCCGGCUGUCUGGGCUGCUAGGUCGGCCCGGGGCACAGCUGGGGCGGUCCAUGUCUAGUGGCGCCCACGGCGAGGAGGGCUCAGCUCGCAUGUGGAAGGCUCUCACCUACUUCGUAGCGCUCCCCGGCGUAGGUGUGAGCAUGCUGAAUGUCUUUCUGAAGUCGCAUCACGGAGAGCACGAGAGACCCGAGUUCGUCGCCUACCCCCAUCUCCGCAUCAGGUCCAAGCCCUUUCCCUGGGGAGAUGGUAAUCAUACUCUAUUCCAUAACUCUCACGUGAAUCCACUUCCAACCGGCUAUGAAGAUGAAUAAAGAGAACCUGGACCACCACCCAGUGGGGACCACAGCACUGGUUUGGACCAUGACUCUGCACAAGGACCAGAAAAGUAUAUGGGACCUUAAGCUCACCUUCCUUACUUGUAUCAAAUGAUGACCAGUAUACUAAUCUUCCAUCCCUUUGCUUAUGGCAGGAGAUGGCUUAAAUAAAUAACUUAGAUUGGUCCAUGA
Ailuropoda melanoleuca (giant panda) is the source of this 583-nucleotide messenger RNA. RefSeq names its product cytochrome c oxidase subunit 6A1 (gene COX6A1). Gene Ontology annotation, molecular function: enzyme regulator activity. Gene Ontology annotation, cellular component: respiratory chain complex IV; mitochondrial inner membrane. Gene Ontology annotation, biological process: mitochondrial electron transport, cytochrome c to oxygen. NCBI's taxonomy places the organism in Eukaryota, Metazoa, Chordata, Mammalia, Carnivora, Ursidae. The transcript is spliced from 3 exons. The coding region runs from base 53 to 388 and encodes 111 amino acids. The record is from RefSeq and is a predicted model, not a curated record.